GGCGGGCUCUUUGCGGAUUAGCAUAAACUUGGGGCCGCGCCGCUCGCCGCCGCCAGCCCCCUUCGCCGCCGCCAGCCCCCCGCCCCAGCUCCGAGCGGACAGCCGAGGGGCCGCCUGCGAACAGGAGGUUCCGAAGGGAGCAGCCCCGGGUGGAAGGGGCGCAGGCCGCCGCGCCCUGGGAGGCCCCAGAGCACACCAGCCACUCUGUCGCCUGCGGGCCCAGGACCGAAGCAAAGAAGCGGACCCCUGAAGCCAGCCUAGGGGUGGGCUCUCCAGGAGCCGCCCACCCGCAGGAUACGGGUGUCUUCAGAGUCCAUGUGAACCCGGGAACUGCUCUCCAGGGCUCUGGAGCCGAGAUGGCCGUGUUUGGGGGCACACCAGCACCACCUCCCCCGGCACCUCUUUGGAAUAGACCCCAGAUCAUCCCCGUUUGCUCGCUCUGCCUCCUGGUAUGGGCUGCACCGAGCCCGAAAGGCCCAUCACCGCCCCAGCCGAGCCAAAAGUGCUGUGCUUUUUGUGCAACUGAAGCUCGAAGCCGGCUGGUCAAAGAAAAUCUUCAGGUCUUUCUCACGAGUCACUGCCGCCGUGAAGCCAGGCGUCGUCCACAUUUUGCUUGUGAAGUUGACUCUUGGAACCCAAGAGGUUGUGGUUGGCCUCCUCUUGCCAUGCUGAGUGAAUUGCAGGCUCUUCCUUCCUGGCUGCUGGAUUCCCUCAGGUGCCGACUGUCUUUCUGCCUUCUUGCAGCCCUAAUCAUCUCCAAGGCUCAGAUCCAGCUGACAAAUUGGCUGCACGUCUCUGUGUCCCAGGAGAGAGCUCUCUGCUCAUUCUGCUGUUCUGCAUCCCCGUCUCCCAGCCUCGGGGCAGGGAGGGAUUCUGCAGGGCCUCCCAGGACCACCCAAAGCUGCUGGCUCUGCCUCUCUUGUGUAUCCCUGUGCCAAGUUCGCUCUUGGAGCCUUGGAGGUCUCGUUCUUACCCAGGGCUCUCUCUGCUGCGGGUCCCUACUGUCUGCCCCAGAGGGAGACUAAGUCCUAAGCCAGCCCUAUCAGGACAAAGGCCCCGUCCAACCCACCAGGCCUGGCUGCUGGCUGACCCAGGAGCUCUGCUGCGGGAGCCCAUUGGAGAUUGGAAAGGAGGGCAGCAGGGUGGUCAGCCUGCCUACACCCUGGAGGUUUAAUUAAAGAGAAGUUCUUGGGUUUCAUGAUAUUGAAGAGAUGACUGGGAUCAAUUACCUUGCAAAAGUAUACUUAUACUUGCAAAAGUAUAUCAGAAAAAAAUAAAAAUAAAAAGCAAAAUGGAAUGGA
Messenger RNA from Macaca mulatta (Rhesus monkey), 1301 nucleotides. The record is from RefSeq and is a predicted model, not a curated record. Lineage: Eukaryota; Metazoa; Chordata; Mammalia; Primates; Cercopithecidae.